CUUCGCAGUUGCCAAUGUGGGAAACUCCGAUGAACUCAAACAGAUAUUUGUUAGACAAGUUUGAUGAUGCACCAACAUCUCCAGGAAAAGGUCCAGACUUACCAAUAUUUGCCUUGGCUGUUGUGAGAGCUGCCACAAAUGAUUUCUCCUUGGCAAACAAGCUUGGAGAAGGAGGAUUUGGAGCUGUCUACAAGGGAAAGUUGCCAACUGGGCAGGAGAUUGCUGUGAAAAGACUCUCUAAAGGGUCUGGACAAGGGCUGCAAGAGUUCGAAAAUGAAGUCAUUCUUAUUGCAAAACUUCAGCAUAGAAAUCUUGUCAGACUUUUGGGUUGCUGCACUCAUGGCAACGAGAAACUUUUGUUAUAUGAGUACAUGCCAAAUAAAAGCCUGGAUUCAUUUCUUUUUGAUUCUACGAAAGGAGAAAAAUUAGGCUGGAGAAAGCGGUUCGAAAUCAUUGAAGGAAUAGCUCGGGGACUUCUUUAUCUUCACCGAGAUUCUCGCUUAAAAAUUAUUCAUCGUGACCUUAAAGCUGGUAAUAUUUUACUAGAUACAGAGAUGAAUCCUAAAAUCUCAGACUUUGGCAUGGCAAGAAUUUUCGAAGGAAAAGAAAACGAGGAAAAUACUAGGAGAGUUGUUGGCACCUUUGGCUAUAUGUCCCCGGAGUAUGCCAUGGAAGGCUUCUUCUCAGUUAAAUCAGACGUCUUCAGCUUUGGAGUUUUGCUGCUAGAGAUCGUGAGUGGUAAAAGAAAUGCCGGCUUCUGCCUCCUCGGCAAGAAUAUAAACCUUUUGGGACAUGCCUGGGAACUAUGGAAGGAAGAAAGAAUGCUUGAAUUGCUGGAUAAACCUUUACAGAAUUCACAUGUGGAAAAUGAAGUUCAUAGAUGCAUACAAGUGGGGUUGCUGUGUGUUCAGGAUAAUGCAGCAGAUCGACCCACCAUGGACUCUGUUGUGUUCAUGUUGGGCAACGAAUCAGCCAUGAUUCCGGCACCGCAGAAACCGACGUUUUCAUUCACAAGAACUCCAAGAGAGUCAGAUGUCUGUGGAAAUAGCUCUGGCCAUUGUUCUGCAAAUGGCGUAACAAUGUCGGUGGUCAUGGGACGAUAAUCU
Messenger RNA from Mangifera indica (mango), 1106 nucleotides. Its product is annotated as G-type lectin S-receptor-like serine/threonine-protein kinase At4g03230. Bases 15 to 1103 code for a protein of 362 amino acids. The record is from RefSeq and is a predicted model, not a curated record. Gene Ontology annotation, biological process: protein phosphorylation. Gene Ontology annotation, molecular function: ATP binding; protein serine/threonine kinase activity. The transcript is spliced from 5 exons. Lineage: Eukaryota; Viridiplantae; Streptophyta; Magnoliopsida; Sapindales; Anacardiaceae.